CCUGCUCCAGCGCUGACCCCAGUUGUCCCAAUUGACCUACCGGCGCUGGGUCUCUGACGCUUUCUCCAUUGUUGAGCCCUCACAUCCCAUUUUUAUUUAAUGGUUCAGUGGUAAUACAAUCAAGCCCGCUGUCUGCGGUGCGCAGGGUGAACCACCAUGGUCUCCAAAUCCACCCACGGUACCCCAGCCGUUCCCUCGCGAAAUGCCCUACGAGUCCUCCGCCGAUUAGCUCUUGCAGGGUCGACUGUGGGAAGCUUUUGUACGGUUGCAGCUAUUACCUACGACGUACAUCGUCGGGUGCGCGUCGCGGAACGAAUAGUCGAGAAUAAGCGGGCCCUUCAGACGUCUGCGCCAAAUUACGAUGCAACGUCUGCGGCAAGACGACUCGCACGUAUGAUGGAGGCGGCUGAAGCGGGGGAGUUCAUGGGCCUGGAAUCAUUGAAAGAGCAGGAUCGGAAACUACGGGAAGCGCAAGCUUUUCCAGCUAAGGUGGACAUGCAUGGCGACGAUUUGAGCUUGGAUGCUCGGUCUCAAGACCAAGAACCUCCAGCCCUUGAACCACCUGCCCCUGCAGGGUCUUUUCUGGAUUCUGCACGUUUGAAGCUGAUUGACUCUCUCAACCCCGGACAAGAGCCAACGAACUCGCCCCUAGUGAACGACCUUCCUCCUAAUCUAACACGAUCCACGGAUGCCCUGGUCCGAGCAAAGACGGCCCUUUCACAGGCAACCAACAGCACAAGGAACGAAACUGCUAAGAAUGAGGCAGGGGAUACGCUGCAAGACGAACCAUCCAUCACCGAUCAAAUGCAGACACUUCUCGACCAUGGCCGGCCAAUCGAUGCUGCCCAUCUAUUUUUGGAUGCCCAUCCCGCGACGCUAAAGGGUAUAUCUUCGGACAGGCGGGAACUCGCAGUCAAAGCCAUGUACGCCAAUUGCAAGGAAGAAAACGUAAUGGUUGCGAGGAACAUAUUCGAGCGUCUAGAAGAGGUGGACAAAGUGUCCCAUGGCAUGUGGAAGAUCCUGUUGUUCGCAUUAGCGAGAAAUGGCAAUAUUGAAUCCGUCGGCACAAUUUUCAGUCGAUAUAUGCACAAGUUCAAGGUUCCACCGGAAAUGGUUGAUAUCGUUCUCCGAUGCCUGCUUGAGUCUCAUAGACUCACCACCGCAAAAUGGUUUCUUCUUCGAAACCUUGAGGUUGAUCGUGGCUGUGGUCUGUGCGGCGCAUAUCUUACAGGACUAUGGAAGAAAACAAGGAGCAUCGAGCUGUUGAACGGGCAAUUGAAGAAAAUAUUAACGAUACUUCCGCGGUUGCAGAAGGAGCCGACUGAUAAGCUCUUCAACCCCGUGAUCAAAGCUUAUGUGGAAUUUGGUCGGCUUGCCGAUGCCGAAGCUUUGGUCAAGGAAAUGACUACCACGUACGGCAUUCCCCUUCGCUGCCGGACCAAAGGUCUUGUGGUAUAUGGCAAGGCUUUGAGCUGCGACUGGGAGGGUGUGGACGCUGGGUUACGGGAAAUGCAUGAGCUUAAGCUGACCUCGAGACGGUUCGACUUUACACCGAUAUUCGAUCGCAUCUUUCUUGAAUACUGGGUGUCGCAUUCGGGCGACGAAAUUCGUGACUUUGUGUAUCGCUACAUCGACGAUUUCAAAUUGGUACCCGAUAAGAUCCUAUACAAACACAUCCUGGAGGCAUUUGUGGAAAAGGGGGACAAGGACAUGGUCGACGAAUUCAUACAGUUUGCACGUGAUCGUCGUUGGCCGACCUACAUCAAUGACCAGGAUUUCUUGGAAAUGCUACGAGUCCGUCGUCAUGCUCUUGAGGAAGCACCCGUGGGAUUUUGGCAGAUGUUGCAGGCGGCACGAGUGAAAUACGGGCAAGCCGCCACUUCACAACAUGUGCUCGGAUAUGACCAGCGUUCAUUCCCCGUCCCGGAAGUCAACCUGAUGCCAUAUACGCAGAGCCCGCUACCGUGGUACCAACGAACGCUGCAACAUGUGACACCUUCGAGGCCAGUUGAUCAAUACCAGAAGCUCCACAAGCAGAUGGUACAUUACAUGCAUGUUGGUAAGCUAAUAGAGGCCGUGAAGUGCUUCCAGAACGCCAAAAACGCACGGUUCCAAAUCAAGCAACUGCAUGUUGAACUGGCUGUCAUUUGCACACUGCUAGAGGAUGGCCUCGGUGCGGCUCGGGCUCUCAUUGAUGCUGAGUGGAGAAACAUUCGUCAUAUGAUCCAGUACUUCCCUCGAUUCUUCCGCCAGAUCAUGGAAGUGGGUUCCGAUGCCGAAGGAGAGCUCAUCAACAUGGCGGUACUCCGGUUCUACGAGCUCUGCUGGUCGAACAAGAAGAUGACGAUCAAGCACCACAUCACUGUUGCGACCAGCAGGCGGCUGAUCGCCCUGAAGAAGCCCGAGCUGGCCAUCGAACUGCUGGCAGCUGUUUACAUGUCCCGCUACCGGCAAUCCUUGGCCUUUGACGGGGUUUGCAUGAAAAUGUUUCUGCGUGCAUUUGCGGCGACCGACAAUAUUCCCGGCAUCCGGUGGUGCAUUCUGACCGCGCUUGCUCGAGGGAGCGCACUCAAUCGCGACUUCGUGAUUGAAACCCGCCGGGUCAUUGGCAACCUGCAUCGUCAGCUGGACUCAGUGACCGGGACGAAAGAAGCAUCUAGGCAGACCAAAAAGGUAGAGUACCUGACACACGCCGCUGAUCUGCUAGAAAAGAAAAGCGAGGGUGAUCCCCAGAUGUGGCAGCUCAAGACCAACCCGACGGUGAAAAAGGCCGGUCGCCAGAUGCUGAAACGACCCCUGGAUGAAGGACAGCUGUUCAAGAAGGCGCGUCUUCAAGAGACGGUUGGGGCAUGGGAUGAGGAAUAUGAGCUGGAGGCUGUGCUGGGCCGCAUUGAUAUCGACCCCAAAUCCAUCGCACUUCGAUGGAGCGAGAAGCACUGUCUGGGACAGAUUCGCGACGUUGAGGACUUGUUGUGAUCGGAGCAGGGGGGAUGAUGGAACCUGUACUUCAUUCACUUCGAUACUGUUUUAUCUUGUGUCAUUUGGUGUUCAUGUGUAAAUAGACCAUCCGGGCGAUUUGUGUAUACUACUAUAUUAGCGACGUGCCCUGACCUGUCUGGGCCGAACUAUCGAGUUCCAUCCUUCCAGGCACUAGACACUAGAGUUAACUAGAG
Aspergillus sclerotioniger CBS 115572 is the source of this 3173-nucleotide messenger RNA. Its product is annotated as pentatricopeptide repeat protein. Gene Ontology annotation, molecular function: protein binding. The record is from RefSeq and is a predicted model, not a curated record. The transcript has a single exon. Lineage: Eukaryota; Fungi; Ascomycota; Eurotiomycetes; Eurotiales; Aspergillaceae. Bases 157 to 2976 code for a protein of 939 amino acids.